AUGGCUUUUCAGAAAGAUUUGUUUUCGGUGAUCAAGUUGUUAAAUUUUGAUGAGGCAAAGGCAAUGUGUGCUGGAAUUAUGGAGCCAUCAAAUGAGCAUCAUAGUCACAAAUCCAAUGUUUUGGUUUUGAGAACAAAACCUUUUGAAGAGGGAGAGUAUGAUGAGGACAUCAAGUCGUCAUCAGCUGAAGAGCACGGAAUCCAGAGCCCAGAGGAGGAGAGCAUGAACCUGAGGAGAGCUAAGGAGACAAGCAAGCUAUGUCUAGCUCAAGUAGAGGACGACAUCAAACAUACAAGCUCAACCAACACUUGGAGAACAUACUCAACUCAUACAGAGUUCACCUCGAAGAAGAAUCAACUCAAAGGGAUUCUAGAUGAAGAAGAUAUUGAAGAUACAUUCUGGAAGGUCUUCAAUGGAUCCGCAGGGGAGAUAGGUCCACUCCUCGAAUUAUUCCCGUCGAAACAGAAGGAUCCAAAAUACAAACCCAAUUGUUUUGGAUUCUUAACUCAUCAGAGGAAGACGGAAAAUUGGAUUCGCGGUCAAAUUCAAUUUGGUUCAAGAGUUAUUGAAUUUACAAAUCGGGUAAACCGGAGCUUUCCCGAUUUGGACCAAGGCGUGCUAUUUGGAGGAUUCCGAGCAAACCAGAAGGACUUAAGCUACAAACCGGUAUGUUCUGGAAUUAUGAGGCAAUCAGGGAUAUCGUCGAAUUGGAUUCGUUCCAAUACCGGUUUUGGUUUAGAAGUUAUUCAACUUCUAAACCUGGUGAUGCUCAACUUGCCUUAUUUGGGAGCUCACGGGUUUGAUCACUUACAAACUCGACUUUGGCGACCAGGAGAUACAUCUAUACAUUCAGGAGGCACAUCUAACCGUCCAGGAGGGCCUUACAGCAGCUUCCCGUGCACCAGAAUCCACAGGAUCAGGCGGAUCCCAUUGUUUGUGAACUUUCCUUUUCUGGAUGCAUUCACACUUGGAGGAAUAUCUCUCCAACGGCUCUUUCUACUUUGCUGCUGCGUUUUGAAGACUCAUUCACUGAACCUAGACGUCCCAAGGUUCCACUCCUUCACGCCCAAGAUAUCAAGAUACAAGGAGCCUCCAACUUUCCUUAUUUGGUCCGAUUUUGUCAUCAAGCUUCCAACGGCUCUAUUGUUCAUUCAUUGCUGCGAUUUCUUUACUUGUUUUAGCUUUAGACCGUUGUACUAG
Microthlaspi erraticum is the source of this 1200-nucleotide messenger RNA. Lineage: Eukaryota; Viridiplantae; Streptophyta; Magnoliopsida; Brassicales; Brassicaceae. The record is from the annotation of a GenBank genome assembly.